Messenger RNA from Gaeumannomyces tritici R3-111a-1, 587 nucleotides. RefSeq lists its product as hypothetical. The transcript has 2 exons. Lineage: Eukaryota; Fungi; Ascomycota; Sordariomycetes; Magnaporthales; Magnaporthaceae. The coding region runs from base 57 to 587 and encodes 176 amino acids. The record is from RefSeq and is a predicted model, not a curated record.
CGCCCUUCCAAGACACCGAUUGCAUUACGAGUGGGAAACAUGGGGAUUUCUCAUGAAUGUCGUCCGAUUUUCCGACCAUAUUUUAUGGAGCCGAGCAACGAGCUCAAUCUGCAGGCGUUCCUGACCAACCUCGAAUCUCCAUGUGUUGGGCAUACUGGUGCUGCCGUGGAGCACGCGAUCCACCGCUGUGCUUUCCAACGCACAAUUCCACCUUCCAGAGGGGUUCCAGGCGAAUGUCGUGGCGGCUGUGGCCUGGGCCUCUGCAGUUGGCCCCAUUUUGGCGCCUGGACAAGCUUCCGGCUGGAGCGCCUGGCGGCCUGGUGGAGCUCGCCCAGACAGCAUUCUUGGUGGCGGGAGGCGGGAGGGGCCGGGCCAGCUGGUUUGUCUGCAAUGGUACUGCAGAGCACACAUUCAUUCAACACCACCAGACAAAAAAGUCGGCGAAGCCCAACAAUGCACUCGGGAAUCUCGGUGUGCAAGAUGCAGGAGAGAGGUUUGACCUGACCGCCGAGUAUCGAUGUCACUCGGAUGUCUUUGACCUUUCUUUCAUGGCCGCUGUUGCGUCGCGAAGGUCGUCGAGCAGAUAG